AGGUGAUGGGAAAAUGCCAAAGAUGGGCAUCUUACCAGAACUUUGGGAUGACUGGCCUUUUAAAUCGCUCAGUUGCUGAUCUACUGAUCUGUCUGUUGGAUCAGUAACUGAAUCAGGUGCUCGUAAUACAAAUUGGUAAAACGUAUUUCUUGGUUCUGUUACUUCAAAUACUGUUUAUGAAGCAAGUCAGAGGAAUGAAAGGUUGUCACAACAGCCCUGAAUUUGUUCCAUUUCUCACCCUAUAGCAUGUGGAGACCUAUCUAUAUCCAACUGCUGAGUGUGGAGAAUAAAAACUGACCCCACGUUGUCUGGUCCACAUUUUAGCUUGUUUGCUUUGAAGAAUUUGCAAGGUAGAGAAAUAGAUGCUUCAGGCUCUGAUUUCAGCCCCUGCUGUGCUAUGCAAAUGUUCUCUACAUGCCUGAGUGACCUUUUGAGAAAGAGCCUUUGUGAUCUUCUGUAGCCAGGGCCUGUUCUGGGAAUUAGUGUGCCAGAUUGCUCUAAAAGUGGGAAAAGUGAAUCUGUGCAAAGACCAUGUUAAGAAAAAAAAAAAAAACAAAGCAACCGUAACAGCGCUUUUCCUGGAUAAAUACGGAUAACUUCAUGUUUCUUACUGUCUUUUGCCAAAGCUUUUGAAAUUUGCUCUGGAGUUUGCUUUGCCGGGUGAUUUGGGGAAUGAUGGGUGUGAGGGAGAACUGACUAAAGCAGUUCAGUAACUGGGUAACUGUUUAAGUGCUUUUGAAUUGUAGAUAAAAAUAAAUUCAAACUGGCAUCUUUAGUAUCUGGGUGUUUAUCAGUGUCUUCAGGCCGGCUCUCCAUAAGCGCCGGGGGACUGCCUCUCAGAUGUUUUCCCUGGAACCUGGGCUCCCCGAGACGCAGCACUGGAGCAGAUGGAUAAUGGAGACUGGGGCUAUAUGAUGACUGACCCAGUCACGUUAAAUGUAGGUGGACACUUGUACACAACGUCUCUCACCACACUGACGCGUUACCCGGAUUCCAUGCUUGGAGCUAUGUUUGGGGGGGACUUCCCCACAGCUCGAGACCCUCAAGGCAAUUACUUCAUUGAUCGAGAUGGACCUCUUUUCCGAUAUGUCCUCAACUUCUUGAGAACUUCAGAGUUGACCUUACCCCUGGAUUUUAAGGAAUUUGAUCUGCUUCGGAAAGAAGCAGAUUUUUAUCAGAUUGAGCCCUUGAUUCAGUGUCUCAAUGACCCCAAGCCUUUGUAUCCUAUGGAUACUUUUGAAGAAGUUGUGGAGUUAUCUAGUACUCGGAAGCUUUCUAAGUACUCCAAUCCAGUAGCUGUCAUCAUAACCCAAUUAACCAUCACCACCAAGGUCCAUUCCUUACUAGAAGGUAUAUCAAACUAUUUUACAAAGUGGAAUAAGCAUAUGAUGGACACCAGAGAUUGCCAGGUUUCCUUUACUUUUGGACCCUGUGAUUAUCACCAGGAAGUUUCUCUCCGAGUCCACCUGAUGGAAUACAUUACAAAACAAGGUUUCACAAUCCGAAACACCCGAGUGCAUCACAUGAGUGAGCGGGCCAACGAGAACACAGUGGAGCACAACUGGACUUUCUGCAGGCUGGCCCGGAAGACAGAUGACUGACCUCCAGCACUGGGAGAAGUUCCUGGAAAUGGACUCUCCAAGAGAUCGAAGAGGCUGAUUUUUUUUUUUUUUUUAAAUCACAGUGUGAGAUUUUUUUUUUUUUAAUAUUUGUAUUUAUUUGAAGGCACUGGGGACCAGAAGGAAGGAAGUUUUGUGCUUCAGCAGACUCCUCUAUGUUUUGUUCCCUUCACCCUGAGUAUGCAUGUGCCUGUUCAGAGCCUCCAGAUACCUUUUUUAUAAAAAGAAGUCUGAAAAUCAUUAUGGUAUAUAAUCUACCCCUAACAGCUUUUUUUUAUUACAGUGCUAAAAUGAUUUCUGAUUAAAUAGUCCCUAACUCAACUAGAAGGCUAAAAAUGCAGGAAUGAAAGAAUAAACAGAGUACUCAUGAUGCCUUUGGGAAAAAUCAAAACAUCAUGUAGGGUGACCUAGUUUUCAAACCAAUAAGCAGUAUUAUAAUAUUAAAGGAAAACUGUUCCAAUCAUUUAAAAGUACUUGUUAAGUACUGCUUUUUACAGUUAUGACAACUGUUUCUUUCUAUGCAUAUAAAUCAAGCAACCAAAUAUCUGUAGCCAUGGAAAUGUCUGACUAGAAAUAUUUAUAUUGGCUUCUGAAUACAAAAUGUCCCUGUGGUAGAAAUCUUACUUCUUAUGCCUGGUGCAGUAUAAUUCCCAAGUGUACUGUCUACCAGAAUAAAUAAAUAAAUAAAUAAAUGAAAUGUGAAAA
Messenger RNA from Lagenorhynchus albirostris (white-beaked dolphin), 2324 nucleotides. It is a transcript of the gene KCTD6, whose product is annotated as potassium channel tetramerization domain containing 6. The record is from RefSeq and is a predicted model, not a curated record. Gene Ontology annotation, biological process: protein homooligomerization; ubiquitin-dependent protein catabolic process. Bases 888 to 1601 code for a protein of 237 amino acids. The transcript is spliced from 3 exons. Gene Ontology annotation, molecular function: cullin family protein binding. NCBI's taxonomy places the organism in Eukaryota, Metazoa, Chordata, Mammalia, Artiodactyla, Delphinidae.